Microthlaspi erraticum is the source of this 2211-nucleotide messenger RNA. Lineage: Eukaryota; Viridiplantae; Streptophyta; Magnoliopsida; Brassicales; Brassicaceae. The record is from the annotation of a GenBank genome assembly.
AUGGAUCUUUCUGAUGCACGUCUGGACACAAUUGAGGCGCAGAGGUCAACGGAUGUGUGCCAUGACCAACGGAGACGAAGAUCCUUCCGCUGGGAUUUGAUAAACAAAGGUGCAGGCAUGAUCAGAUCACGAGGUUUCAAUCAAAGCGGGGAAAAGUGUGUGCCGCCACUUAUAGAAGACACUGAAUAUAUGCAACAGAUCCGUACCAAUCUCAGGUUGUCGGAUCUUUACAACUUGCCUGGUGAAUAUGUGUCCAUGAAUCCAGAGAUCUUUAGCGCAAUGAGAAGUGGAAACAUAACGAUUAUGGAGAAGAUGAGGACAAAGGAAACACCAAUGGCAUGUUACAAGAACGAUACAGGAGAUUCUAUUCUUCACAUUGCUGCUUCUUGGGGUCAUCUUGAAUUAGUGAAAGAGAUAAUCUUUGAAUGCCCAUCUCUUCUAUUGGAGCUAAACUCGAAGUAUCGGCUUCCGCUUCAUGAGGCGGCUCGUGCUGGCUAUUCAGCAGUUGUGAAGGUUCUUGUUGAGGCGUUAACGUGUUUUUCAGCUAUAUUUUGUGAAGAAGAUAGGGAGAGCGUAAAUCUAUAUGUUUUGAAGGACAUAAAUGGAGAUACUGCUCUGCACUUAGCCUUGAAAGACCUUCACAAAAAAGCAGAGCUUCGGAUGUAUCAGAAAGGUAUCGUAGAAAUACGACCAAUGUCUCAUUCGAUUAUGCAUAAACAAGUUAUUUCAUUUAGUGAUACAUCAACAUGCCAAAUGGAGAUAGCUGCCUGUCUGGUGAAAGCGAACCAACAGGCUUCGUUUCUUGCGAAUAAAGAUGGAGUUUCUCCCUUGUAUAUGGCUAUAGAAGCUGGUAAUAUCUCACUUGUGAAUGCAAUGUUGAACCUUCCUGAUAAUAACGUCCAAGGUAAAACGUUUGACGUAGCCUCGAGAUUAGAAGGGAGAAAAUCGCUUGUACACGCAGCUCUAAAGGCUAAGAAUACAGAUGUUCUUGAUGUUAUUCUAAAUGAAUAUCCUAGGCUUGUCAACGAGCGAGAUGAAGAAGGGCGAACAUGUCUUUCCGUUGGGGCAUCAGUAGGGUUUUAUAAAGGCAUAUACAAGCUAUUAGUCCUAUCAACACCACCAAAUGUUUAUGAAUGUGAUGACGAUGGUUCUUUUUCAAUCCAUAAGGCAGUAGAGAAAGGUCAUAUGGAUAUUGUUGAAGAGCUGCUGAAACGUUGUCCAGAUUCAACAUACUUGCUCAACAAGCAAGGUCAGAACAUUCUUCACAUCACAGCAAAGAGUGGAAAAGCUGAAUCUUUUCUUUUGGGUCAUGUAAGGAAAGUUGAUAGGAAGAAUCAUCUGAUUGAGGAGCAAGAUGUAGAUGGGAAUACACCUUUGCACCUAGCCACCAUAAAUUGGCGCCCUCGAACUCUUUGGAAACUUACUGAGCUUGCUUUGACCAACCCAAAAAUCUUGAAUAUACGAAACAAAGAUGGCUUAAGACCUUUUGAUAUUGCGAAGUUAAAACUUCAAUCUGAUUACAUUUUCCGAGAGAGAAUGACGUUGGUGGUGUUGAUGCGCAUUUACACACCGGGAGAUUUUGUAUGGAUGCCGUUGAAUGGGAUGACACUGAAAAGCAUAUCAGAGAAGCGCCUACCUGGUGGGAACAAAUACAAAGACCAAAUAAAUAUUCUUCUGUUGGUGGCAGCCCUUGUAGCCACCAUGACGUUUGCUGCAGGUUUUACAAUGCCAGGUGGCUUUAGCAGCUCUGCUCCUAACUUGGGCAUGGCCAUUUUGGCUGAUGAAAGAAACAUCCUUAGUUUUGUGAUGUUUGACACAGUUGCAAUGCAAUGCUCUUUUGUAGCAAUAGUUUCUCUUGUUUGGGCUCAGCUGGGGGAUACAGAUAUCGUUGACAGGGCCUUUAGGGUGGCAUUGCCAACACUAUUCCUUUCUCUGAUCUUCAUGUCCCUUGCAUUCGUCUGUGGCGUGCUGGCGACAAUAAAGCAGAACAAGACGCUUUACUACACUGUUUCCACCAUAUCAGCCAUCUUCUAUAUUGUGAUUCUUUUUAUCCUUCUCCCUUACGUUAUCCCGCAAAAACGUGCUGGUAGUUUUCUCCCUCUUCUUUUGUGGUUUGUUAAUGAAGACGACGUUGAAAAAAAUCACACUUCUGAUAUGCUUGUGAAGAAAGUGGAGUUGGUGGGAUCCUCAAGCGACGAUCAUAAAAGAUAA